This is a messenger RNA of Drosophila grimshawi, 3318 nucleotides long. RefSeq names its product importin-9 (gene Ipo9). The transcript is spliced from 5 exons. NCBI's taxonomy places the organism in Eukaryota, Metazoa, Arthropoda, Insecta, Diptera, Drosophilidae. The record is from RefSeq and is a predicted model, not a curated record. Gene Ontology annotation, biological process: protein import into nucleus. Gene Ontology annotation, cellular component: cytosol; nuclear envelope. Gene Ontology annotation, molecular function: small GTPase binding. The coding region runs from base 101 to 3178 and encodes 1025 amino acids.
ACAUGUGCUACGCUCUGCUGCGGCAAACAUCUGACAAGUUUUUAAUUUUAUAUAUUAUUUUUAUAUAUUUAAUUUUUGUAUUUAAUUUGGCAUAUUUGUCAUGUCGAACGGAGAAAGUGGCGUCGGGGUCGUGCGCGGUGGUGGUGAUUCCGUAAAGCAGGCAAUUGUCGAAGAGCUGCAAAAUCUGCUCAGCUCGGACACAACCGUUUUGCAACAGGCGGAAAAGCGAAACAAGCAGCUGCAAUACACAGAAGGCUAUGGCGUCUACUUGGCGGAGAUUAUAAUGAAUCAGUCGCACGAACUGCCACUGCGACAAAUUGCCAUAAUUAUGCUGACGCGAUAUGUGGAGAACCACUGGACGGAUGUCGGUGAGACUGACAACAAGGCAAGCAGUGGUGGCAUGGCCAGCGAACCGGCGAAACGCACGAUACGUAACAUAUUGCCGAAUGGACUAUACGAUCCCAACUCAAAGAUACGCUCCUCGGUGGCGCACACCAUCUCAACAAUAGCGGCCACCGAUUAUCCGCAGUGCUGGUCGGAGUUGUUUGACAUUAUUGUCAAGUGUCUGGGCGGCAAUGAGGAUUCUAUACAUGGUGCUAUGCAAGUUCUACAAGAUUUCACAUACGAUGUGGAUCAGAUCAAAGAUCUGGGUCCGGUUGUCAUACCCGAGGUGUAUCGCAUUUUCGACUCGGAGCAGAACUACUCAAUUAAGACGCGUGUCUCCGCUAUUCGCACCCUGAAGCAGCUAUUCAUGUCCAUAUCGGCGCUGAUCACAGAUAAACAGGAGCAAAGCUCCAUGAUGAGUUCCAUACUGUCUAACUUUAUGGACAAGCUGGUGCAUUAUCUGAGCAUGAAUUGCGGCGCUGGCUCCAGUUUUCUACUGCGCUCUGAAAUAAUUAAAGUUUUCACUUAUCUGGUUACCGAAAUGCCAAAGUACAUAAAUCCCUUCAUGGAACGUAUAUUGCCUAUUAUUUGGCAGCUGCUCACACAAAUUGCCGAAACCUACGUUAAGGUAUCCGUGAAUCAGACCGAGCCAAAUCCUCUGGCUAGUGGCGAUAACGAAGAAGAUGACGAGCAGACCAACUUUCAAACGCUCAUCAUACAGAUUCUUGAGUUCAUCAACUGCAUUGUCACCUGCGGCAAGCUGCGCGGCAACAUAAAAAAUGUGCUCGCGGAUUUGAUCUACAUUACCAUUGUAUACAUACAGCUAAGUGAGGAGCAGCUGGAGGACUGGCAAGACGAUCCAGAGAAGUUCGUCGACGACGAAGACGAUGGCGGCGUCGAGCUAACUGUACGCAUGUGUGGCCGUGAUGUGCUGCUUGCCAUUAAUGACGAGUUUAAUGAGAAGGCCAUUCAACCGCUGCAGGAGGCGCUGGGCCGGCACUUCAGCGUGGCCGAGGCCGAGAAGGCCGCAAACAAUCCCAAUUGGUGGAAGAUUCAUGAGGCUUGCAUGGAUGCUGUUCAUGGUUUUCGCGACAUCAUUCUCGAGGGUGACUCCAAGUUUGACUUGCUCAACUACCUGACGAUUGUGCGCAAUCUGCUAGUGCAUCAGGAAUCGCCGCAUCUAGUCGGCCGUGCACUCUGGACCCUAAGCACGUACUCCAAAUCGGAUUUGUACAAUCCGCAGAUGUUAGUCGAGAUUCUGGAUGUAACACUGUGCAGCCUGUCGCCGGACAAGUCGCACAUUCUGCGCAUCAGCGCCGUUCGCACCUUGCACGGCUUUCUGCAGGCCAACGAAAAUGUGGAGGGUGAGAAGCGAACGCUGCUUGUGUCCAAGCUGCCCGGCUUUCUAGAUGGCAUCAUGACGCUCGUUCCGGGCAGCAAGGCAACUGUGCUUGCAUUAUUAAUGGAAGCGCUCACAAUGAUGGUCAAGUUCGAUGCGGACUUUGCAUACGCAGCUCACUCAAGGAUCACGCCACUCACAAUUGCGGCUUUCCUUAAAUACGCCGAGGAUCCGUUUGUGCUGAUGAACGUGCAGGAUCUGAUUAGGGCGCUCUGCCAGCGCAAACAGUGCCUUGGCCCGCUCCAAGAGAAAUUCAUACCCACCAUUGUUAGCAUACUUGCGCUGCAGGGUGAGCAAUACGGUGAGAAACAGGACAUUGCUUUGGACGUGCUCAACACAAUUGUCCGGUACACAGAACCGCCACUACCGAGUGCCCUGCUGGAAACUGCAUUUCCCGCCAUGAUCAACUGCGUUCUACACACGGACGAUCAUACCGUUAUGGUCGCCGGUGGGGAGUGCCUUCGCAGCUUCAUAAACGUAUCGCCGGAGCAGAUCUGUAACUAUAAGAAUGGCGAGGGGGUCAACUAUGUAAUGCAAGUGGCUACCGUGCUGUUAAAUCCAAUGAAUGCCGAAAUGACGGCCGGUGGACAAAUUGGACAUCUGGUCAUCACCAUUAUCACCAAAAUGGGCAGUAUGCUGGGCCAAUCGGUUGACAUGCUGCUCAAAGCAGUUAUUAGUAAAAUGCAAAACCUCGAGUGCCUGAAGGUCAUCAUGAAUUUGGUGCUGAUAUUUGCCCAUCUGUUCCUCACCCAAAUGGACGCGGUACUCAACUUUCUCUCUACGGUGCCUGGACCCAACGGCGAACCUGCCUUGCAGUUUGUUUUGACCAAUUGGCUGUCGCGUCACAACUCCUUUUUCGGUGCCUAUGAACGCAAAGUCACAACGAUGGCCCUUUGCAAGCUCUUCGAGUACGGCGUGGCCACGCAGGAUAAUCGCCUGACAUCCAUAACUUACAAAGAACUGGUAGAGGAGCCCAGCGGCGAUCGCAUUCGCACACGCUCAGUAGCCGCCACGUAUCAGAAAUGGGUGACAAUUCCCGCACUUGUGAAAAUCUUUAAAGUGCUGAUUUCCGAAUAUCAGCACUUUCAGGAGAGCAAAACGGAUGCGCCGCUUACGGACUCCGAGGACGAGGUCACCGAGGAGGAUGAUGCUGCAGGCACUGCGUCCAAGCCACACUUCAUUUCUGAUUUGUGCUUCGAUUAUGAUGAGUACAAUGCUGAGGAUGAACAGGUACUUCAGGUGCUGCUAAAGGAGUCCAAUUACUCGGGCGAUAUUGGCGAGAAUCUGCAGAAGUUCCUCACCAACUUUACUCAAAACGAACACUUCGCAACGUUUUACGAACAUCUUAAUGAAUCCGAGCGCCUUGUUCUGCUGUCCAAGGUGCAACAGAAGUAAUAAUUGACAGCACAAUCAUCAAUCACAGACUUCAUCUAAAAUCUCACACCCCAUUAUAUUGUGUUAAUCGUAUGUAAUUAAUUGUUAUCAAGCAUUUAAUAAAUGAAAACCUUUAUAAUAGUUGCAAAGAAUUUCAAUAA